Molecule: messenger RNA, 1592 nt
Organism: Amoebophrya sp. A25
Lineage: Eukaryota; Dinophyceae; Syndiniales; Amoebophryaceae
Source: the annotation of a GenBank genome assembly
UGGCUGAUGGCUUGAAUUUUGCUAAGUAAACACGAACACGAAGACGCACCUUCAAGUUCUUCAACAUCUGGUGUAGCUGCCCCACAUCUGUGAUUGCCUCACCUCACAACUGUCCGUGCUUGCAGAUACUUAGAGGAGAUAUAGAGAGAAGUACAACUAGCAUCUUCGAGAGUGUCGUCGAACAAGUAGGCGUCCUCCAAAACUCUUCUAAAUCUACUAAAACUGACUCGAGCGCGACUCCAAAGCACACCAGCACGUUCAAAAUGACGUUCUCCUCCAAGGGUCUCAUCUUUGCCACCGCAGUUGCUUGCUACACCUCCUAUUUUGAAGGUGCUUCUGCUUUGGUGGUGAAAAAAGAACACCAACAGCACCAGCAUAAGACUUCUUUGGAUAUCGCGCAAACAAUUGCUGCUUCUAUUAAGGCUUCUGCUGAGUCCAAAAAGAAUACGUUGGCCAACCGUUUGGCGCUGUUGGAGAGAGAUGGAAAGAAGAGACAGGCACCGGCAGCUGCAGAGGGAGUGCCGCCGAAAGCAGUAUUUUCGCUUUUUAUAUCGUGGAAUCUUGGAUGAAUCUUCACAAGUUCGCUGUAUCCACAGACGAAAAAUUGAAAUGUUUGAGUGUUUCUGCUCUUAAUCAUCAACCCCUCUCCCACCCUCUCCCCAGGACACCUCUGUCGAUGCUGCAGGAUAUGAGGCAGACUGGCAGAAGGAGCACAAAUCUGGCCCAUACCCUGAGGGCGCCGAAGGAAAGCAGCACCACAGUGCCUAUGGCUCCGAUGUGAAGCCUGUGGUCGAGAGGCAGUUGUUCUUCAACAGCUGGUUUUUCUGGUACUAUUUUAUUUUUAUCCACGCCACUUGUUUUCAUCUUUGUUUUUUACCAUUUUUAGAGGUGAAUAGUUUCUUUCUUUGAAGUGAAAUAGUUUCUUGAAUUCUAAGGCCAAUGAGAUUGAUGAUGUGAAUCUUUUCGGCAAUCUGCGUAACAAGACUUCCUUUUUUUAGCAACUUCAUGGUAUUCUCUCUUCCACCACCUCCUAGGAUCUCGGCAACCGUUUUCACUUGCUUGUUGGCCGCGGGUGGUCUCAAGUAUUACAUGGGUCGUGCGUAAGCCGAAUUACCGUUGCCUCUUCUUCUUUUCGAAGACUGAUAAGAGGGAUGUUUUUAAGCUUUUUCGUUGUUGGCGUUGAGGAGCCGUAGUACUGCGAAAUAAAUGUACGUAAAUUGAUCGUUUGCUAUUGUUUUUUCCGGAUUGUAAGAGUUACGAAGAUCAUAUGUUUUCUUCAACAUUAAUAGUAGUUGCUGAUAUUGAUUUUGUUGCUAAGGUAUCUAUAACGUUUGCUCUCAUCCUCUUGAUUGUACAGAAACUAACGCGGCUGAGAAUGGAAUUUCGAUGUUGUUGUACAGGACCUCCAGCUACGCAACAUUUUCAUUUUUUUCCUUCUAUGCUCUCUGAUGUUGUUGUUAACCGGGUUGAACUCGACGAUUCCAAGAAAGCAAAAAUUCCGCCUUGAGAGUGGAAUCUUUGCCUAGGUCGUGCCGAAGAACUACUCGUUCCCCGUCUGUGUUCAACUUGUUCAAGUUGUGCUAGUAUCUGAG